Messenger RNA from Ipomoea nil (Japanese morning glory), 1206 nucleotides. Its product is annotated as dihydroceramide fatty acyl 2-hydroxylase FAH1-like. The transcript has 7 exons. The record is from RefSeq and is a predicted model, not a curated record. Gene Ontology annotation, cellular component: endoplasmic reticulum; membrane. Bases 263 to 976 code for a protein of 237 amino acids. Lineage: Eukaryota; Viridiplantae; Streptophyta; Magnoliopsida; Solanales; Convolvulaceae. Gene Ontology annotation, molecular function: iron ion binding; fatty acid 2-hydroxylase activity. Gene Ontology annotation, biological process: fatty acid metabolic process; lipid biosynthetic process.
UCGUACAGUACAUGCCGUCCAGAAUACUUCAAAUAUAUACGAAAAUCAUUCAUAUUUCAUAGUAGCUCACGCAAAAAUGGCGAGCAUGCAACGCCACUCUUUUCCCUUCUACAAAUAAUUAUUAAACUUCGCAAAUAUCAGAAUCUGAAGGGCCAGCGUCACAUAAAAGCUAGUUUUCGUGGUUCAGGCUUUCAGGAGACGGAGAAAGACCCCAGCUUUACUGUAACUUUCUUAGUUUCUCAGCGAUCUUCAAAAUCCCGCGAUGGUUGCACAGGAAUUCACUGUGGAUUUGAAUAAACCGCUUGUCUUCCAGGUCGGCCAUCUUGGAGACACUUAUCAGGAGUGGGUUCACCAACCUAUUGCUAGCAGAGAAGGUCCUCGAUUCUUUGAAAGCGACUUUUGGGAGUUCCUCACCCUCACAGUUUGGUGGGUAAUCCCGCUUGUUUGGCUCCCAGUUGUAUGCUUCUGCGUUUCAAAGUCGAUUCGGAUGGGUCACACUGUUCCUGAGGUGGCACUGAUGGUAGUAUUUGGCAUUUUCAUUUGGACACUGCUAGAAUACACUCUUCACCGCUUUCUUUUCCACAUUAAGACAAAGAGCUAUUGGGGGAACACUAUGCAUUAUCUUCUUCAUGGUUGUCAUCACAAGCAUCCUAUGGAUGGGCUUCGCCUCGUUUUCCCUCCUGCAGCAACUGCUAUUCUCUGUGUGCCGUUUUGGAACAUAAUAGCACUCAUGGCUACUCCUUCCACCACUCCCGCUUUGUUUGGAGGAGGUUUGCUGGGUUACGUCAUGUAUGAUGUGACCCAUUACUACUUGCACCAUGGACAACCAACAAGCAAGGUUCCUAAAGGUCUCAAGAAAUAUCACCUGAACCACCAUUUUCGCAUCCAGAACAAAGGCUUCGGCAUCACUUCUGCGUUGUGGGAUAGAGUGUUCGGAACACUUCCUCCAUCAAUGUCAGCCAAGAAGAGUAGGUAAUUAAGUAAUUUGAUCCAUCCCAGGUUAAGAAUUGGUAAAUUAUUAUAGAAUUCAAAAUUGUGUUCCCCAACCCACAUUCUUCCACUACUGUAACUUGGUACCAGUGUUGUUCUAGGCAGUGGCUUCAGAGUGCAAGAAUUUGUGUACUGUACUGUACUGUAUCUAUUACUCCACUUCAUUAAUUGUUUGCCCACAUCGUACUAAAGUUAAGUUACCAUAAUGUCGUGCAA